UGAGGCUGUUCCUCUUUCCUCUGUGUCAGAGCCUAUUAAUAAUUUAUUUUGCUUGUCAACAACUAAGUGAAUUCUAAUGAUUGACGAGGACAGCUGGAGUGUCUGUCAUACCACCUUUGCAUAGGUUUUUGUUUAUGUUGUAAAUUGUCAAGUUAUGGAAAUUCAGCACUGAAUGGAAAACAGAGGAUUUUGUUACAGUACAGGAUAUCUUCAUUUGUUAACUUGAGCCCUGUGGUGUGAAGAGACAUGAAGGCUCUGUUUGGACUGUUGGUGAUGUUAGCAGCAGUGUCUCAUGGCAUGGAGACCCCCUGUGAUGCUACACUGGAUGGAGCUCGGUGUUAUGGAACUCUGGGAGGAACUGUCUUUCUCCAGCUGAUGACCAUUGUCGGUGGAGUCCCUGACAUAUCAUUAAAAACCGAAUCCAAUGAUGCUGCUAAAAUUAUACUCAAAAUUAGAAACAAACACCCCAAAAUAGUGAAAAUCCACAAAUCCAUUGAAACCAGGGCACACUUCUUUAUCAACAACGGGACGCUUAGGAUAGAUAACACAGAAAGGAAUGAUUCUGCUGAAUAUAGACUAGAAACAUUUAAUGCAGAUGGGAAAACAUUAGGGACCAGGAAACUACAACUGUUUAUUGAAGCCCCAGUGUCCUCUCAGCUGUCCUCUCAGUGUCUGACCCAUGGAGAGAUGAGGGUGUCCUGCUCCUCUGAGGGGGACGGUCCUCAGUACAGCUGGACUCUGGACGGACACCCACUGAGAGACACUGAGGCCUCUCCUGGUGACAAGACAAACACCAUUACACUGAAGAGAGGCCAGUCUGGAGAUCUCACGUGCACCGUCAAAAACAACAUCAACAGUGUUACUGUGAGCAAAAUAAUCUCCCCCUGUGAGGGGCUUAUGUAUGUUAACUGCACUUCCAACGGGACAAAGAUAUCAGAGUGGGUGAUUGCCACUGGUAAUACCCUGUGUAUUGAACUUACAACAGUGGCACACACAACUGUGACAAAUGCCUUCACCAGUAAAACAGAGGCAACCAAAGAGAUCAUAGGGAUGGUAGCAGCGUCUCUGGCAGGUGUAGUCCUUGUCCUAGUAAUGGUGUUGGCAGUUUACUGUGUCCAGAAGAAAAAGAAACCUCCAAAGACUUCAGUUCAUGUUGACAGUCAGGAUGUGGAAUACGCGAAUGUCAGGACACUGAAGAAGCAGAUGAGACUGCAGGAAAGAAAGGUGGAGUACGGACAGGUGAAAAUCACUGGGGCUCCCCAGCAGCCAUUGGAGGUGUUUGGACAGAAUAAAACAUUAGAGGGUCCCCGGUGGAAGGUAUGCACACCUGAGGAGGGGGACUGUGUGUACGCCAGGGUACGCAAAGGCCAGUGAGCAAGGUACUGUCCAGAUUCAAUAUAACAGAAGGAGGCUGAUUUAUAGGAAAGUAUAACGCAGUGUCCAUCUUUCUAUUUGCAUAUCAUCCCUAACAGGUAUUGUAUAUCUUACAGAUUGUGUCCCAUUAUUACCAGAUUCAGGUUUUCAAAGGUGGUCAUUACUUAAUUUGCAAUAUGUACACCAAGUCUUAAAGAACCACCAAGUUAAAUCAUUUGACAAACUAAGUUCAGACUUCCAUUUGCCAAAGUCAGAUUUCUUUAGCUAUUUACAACUAAGAUACUAUUUACUGAAACACCCCAAAUAGGUAAUAACAAAGGGUGAGUACUCUCCCAUAGAAAAACUCAAUCAUCAGAAAAUGGCAACUAGUAGUCAACAAGUAAAACUGCACCAAUGUGAUGAUAUCAUGGCACUGCGCAAUACUCCGUAAACUAAGUGCAAGUGGGAACCUGAACUUGGGGAGAACAUUGAACAUGAAACUUAGGAGGAAAUACCAUUUUGGGUACUUUCUAACUCCAUACACAAUGGUGAAGAUAAGUCAAGAAACAACCAGUGAAUACUGGAGAAAAUGUGGGGAAUUGUUCACAAACUACCCACUUAUUUUGGGAUCUUGUUCCAGAAUGAUGAAAUUAUGUUAUUAUGUUUUUAUUAUUAUGUUUUUGACUUUGUUAACAAUAUGUUUAAAUGCUCCCUGGCAAAGGACCCAACGAGUAUUACAAAAUGCCUAUCUAUUGAUUAUACUCCUGUCUGCAGCAAAUAAAUGUAUUACAGCACAUUUGUUAAAUAAGGACAUUCAUACUAUGAGUGGAAUUGUAGAGUGAAUUGAAUAUAUUUCUUGUAGAAUAAACUUUUUCCACAUUGUGUUGUUACAGCCAUAAUUUUAAAUUGAUUCAAUUGAGAUUUUGUGUCACUGGCUUACUCACAAUAAUGUCAAAGUGGAAUUUUUUUUUUUUUAUGUUUACAAAUGAAUAAAAACUGAAAAUCAGAAA
This is a messenger RNA of Oncorhynchus nerka (sockeye salmon), 2363 nucleotides long. RefSeq names its product hepatic and glial cell adhesion molecule-like. The transcript is spliced from 6 exons. The record is from RefSeq and is a predicted model, not a curated record. NCBI's taxonomy places the organism in Eukaryota, Metazoa, Chordata, Actinopteri, Salmoniformes, Salmonidae. The coding region runs from base 247 to 1374 and encodes 375 amino acids.